Nomascus leucogenys (northern white-cheeked gibbon) is the source of this 4181-nucleotide messenger RNA. It is a transcript of the gene UBQLN1, whose product is annotated as ubiquilin 1. Gene Ontology annotation, cellular component: autophagosome; cytosol. Gene Ontology annotation, molecular function: polyubiquitin modification-dependent protein binding. Lineage: Eukaryota; Metazoa; Chordata; Mammalia; Primates; Hylobatidae. Gene Ontology annotation, biological process: autophagosome assembly; regulation of macroautophagy. The record is from RefSeq and is a predicted model, not a curated record.
GCUAACCGUGACGUCAUCUCGGUGCGCCCUUACAGCGCUUAACUGGAAACUGCGAUUUAGUUUUUGGUGAAAAGAGUGGAAAAAAACCAUGAACUGACCUACCCCACCCCAUUUUGCUUUUAGUCCUUCAUACUGGCUUCGCCUGCACUUUGGGCAAUGGAGCGGGAAAGGAAAACGCACGUAGGCUGAGCUCAAAGCGGCGCCAGCCGGGGAUGACUCGGCGACGCCGCCAGGCGCGCUACCCGGAGUGCUCCGCGCGGCGCCGGCGAAGGGACGUGGGGGAAGGGGCAGGGAGGAGGAAGCGGUGGCUGCGGCGGAUGUCGGUGUGAGCGAGCGGCGCCUGAACACACGGCGGCUGCUGAGCGCCUGACCCGGGCCUGCGCCAGAGCCUGCACCGAGCUCCGGGGCCCCACACCCGCUAGGGUGGCCCUGCGCCCGUUGCUACUGAGGCGGCGUGCUCUGCAUUCUUCGCUGUCCAGGCCUGCCGGCUCUGGUGUCUGCUGGCUCCUCCUUGCUCGCCUGCUCCCUCCUGCUUGCCUGAGUCACCGCCGCCGCCGCCGCCGCCACAGCCAUGGCCGAGAGUGGUGAAAGCGGCGGUCCUCCGGGCUCCCAGGAUAGCGCCGCAGGAGCCGAAGGUGCUGGCGCCCCCGCGGCCGCUGCCUCCGCGGAGCCCAAAAUCAUGAAAGUCACCGUGAAGACCCCGAAGGAAAAGGAGGAAUUCGCCGUGCCCGAGAAUAGCUCCGUCCAGCAGUUUAAGGAAGAAAUCUCUAAACGUUUUAAAUCGCAUACUGACCAACUUGUGUUGAUAUUUGCUGGAAAAAUUUUGAAAGAUCAAGAUACCUUGAGUCAGCAUGGAAUUCAUGAUGGACUUACUGUUCACCUUGUCAUUAAAACACAAAACAGGCCUCAGGAUCAUUCAGCUCAGCAAACAAAUACAGCUGGAAGCAAUGUCACUAUGUCAUCAACUCCUAAUAGUAACUCCACAUCUGGUUCUGCUACUAGCAACCCUUUUGGUUUAGGUGGCCUUGGGGGACUUGCAGGUCUGAGUAGCUUGGGUUUGAAUACUACCAACUUCUCUGAACUACAGAGUCAGAUGCAGCGACAACUUUUGUCUAACCCUGAAAUGAUGGUCCAGAUCAUGGAAAAUCCCUUUGUUCAGAGCAUGCUCUCAAAUCCUGACCUGAUGAGACAAUUAAUUAUGGCCAAUCCACAAAUGCAGCAGUUGAUACAGAGAAAUCCAGAAAUUAGUCAUAUGUUGAAUAAUCCAGAUAUAAUGAGACAAACGUUGGAACUUGCCAGGAAUCCAGCAAUGAUGCAGGAGAUGAUGAGGAACCAGGACCGAGCCUUGAGCAACCUAGAAAGCAUCCCAGGGGGAUAUAAUGCUUUAAGGCGCAUGUACACAGAUAUUCAGGAACCAAUGCUGAGUGCUGCACAAGAGCAGUUUGGUGGUAAUCCAUUUGCUUCCUUGGUGAGCAAUACAUCCUCUGGUGAAGGUAGUCAACCUUCCCGUACAGAAAAUAGAGAUCCACUACCCAAUCCAUGGGCUCCACAGACUUCCCAGAGUUCAUCAGCUUCCAGCGGCACUGCCAGCACUGUGGGUGGCACUACUGGUAGUACUGCCAGUGGCACUUCUGGGCAGAGUACUACUGCGCCAAAUUUGGUGCCUGGAGUAGGAGCUAGUAUGUUCAACACACCAGGAAUGCAGAGCUUGUUGCAACAAAUAACUGAAAACCCACAACUUAUGCAAAACAUGUUGUCUGCCCCCUACAUGAGAAGCAUGAUGCAGUCACUAAGCCAGAAUCCUGACCUUGCUGCACAGAUGAUGCUGAAUAAUCCCCUAUUUGCUGGAAAUCCUCAGCUUCAAGAACAAAUGAGACAACAGCUCCCAACUUUCCUCCAACAAAUGCAGAAUCCUGAUACACUAUCAGCAAUGUCAAACCCUAGAGCAAUGCAGGCCUUGUUACAGAUUCAGCAGGGUUUACAGACAUUAGCAACGGAAGCCCCGGGCCUCAUCCCAGGGUUUACUCCUGGCUUGGGGGCAUUAGGAAGCACUGGAGGCUCUUCGGGAACUAAUGGAUCUAACGCCACACCUAGUGAAAACACAAGUCCCACAGCAGGAACCACUGAACCUGGACAUCAGCAGUUUAUUCAGCAGAUGCUGCAGGCUCUUGCUGGAGUAAAUCCUCAGCUACAGAAUCCAGAAGUCAGAUUUCAGCAACAACUGGAACAACUCAGUGCAAUGGGAUUUUUGAACCGUGAAGCAAACUUGCAAGCUCUAAUAGCAACAGGAGGUGAUAUCAAUGCAGCUAUUGAAAGGUUACUGGGCUCCCAGCCAUCAUAGCAGCAUUUCUGUAUCUUGAAAAAAUGUAAUUUAUUUUUGAUAACGGCUCUUAAACUUUAAAAUACCUGCUUUAUUUCAUUUUGACUCUUGGAAUUCUGUGCUGUUAUAAACAAACCCAAUAUGAUGCAUUUUAAGGUGGAGUACAGUAAGAUGUGUGGGUUUUUCUGUAUUUUUCUUUUCUGGAACAGUGGGAAUCAGUGCUUUUCAUUUAAGGCUACUGCAUGCAUCACUUCUGCAUUUAUUGUAAUUUUUUUAAAAAUCACCUUUUAUAGUUGGGUGACCAGAUUUUGUCCUGCAUCUGUCCAAUUUAUUUGCUUUUUAAACAUUAGCCUAUGGUAGUAAUUUAUGUAGAAUAAAAGCAUUAAAAAGAAGCAGAUCAUUUGCACUCUAUAAUUUGUGGUACAAUAUUGCUUAUUGUGACUUUGGCAUGCAUUUUUGCAAACAAAAUGCUGUAAGAUUUAUACUACUGAUAAUUUUGUUUUAUUUGUAUACAAUAUAGAGUAUGCACAUUUGGGACUGCAUUUCUGGAAACAUACUGCAAUAGGCUAUCUGAGCAAAACACCUGUAACCAAAAAAGUGAAGUUAAGAAAAUACUCUUAAAGCUGAGUAUUUCCUAAUUGUAUAGAAUCUUACAGCAUCUUUGACAAACAUCUCCCAGCAAAAGUGCCGGUUAGUCAGGUUUGUUGAAAAUAUAAUAGAAAAGCUGAUUCUGGUUAUCUCUUUAAGGACAAUUAAUUGUACAGACACAUAAUGUAACAUUGUCUCAACAUUCAUUCACAGAUUGACUGUAAAUUACCUUAAUCUUUGUGCAGACUGAAGGAACACUGUAGUAUACCCCAAAGUGCAUUUGCCUAGGACUUCUCAGCUUCUCCCAUAGGUAGUUUAACAGGCAUUAAAAUUUGUAAUUGAAAUGUUGCUUUCACUGAAAAAGUGUCUUGAUGUUUCAGUUAUUUUUAAUCGCCAUAAAAAAAUAGAACUAUCUUUUGGAUUUGUCUGUUUUCUCAUGCACAGGCAAUACACAAAUUUAAAAUGAGUUGUGAGCCAAUUGUUUCUGAAGUGUUUUGGUAGUUCUAUUAAGAAAUAGUUAAAUAUUGUGCUUUUCAGAGCCUCAGAGAAAGGGGGACGGGGUGGGGGGGGGCGGGGCAGCGGAAUCUGUCCUGGAUGGGGCCAGCUUAAAUAAUACUGGCAACCAAGAUUCUGUUAGGAUUUCUGUGCAUAUAGUGUAGUAAAGAAGUAUCAUUCAGGGGUGAAAAACAAAGAGCCGUUUUAAUAAUGUUGAGUACAUUUGGCUGUUUUAUAGCCUUUUUCUUCCCUCCCCAAAGAAUUCUGUUUGCCUAACUCCCAAACUGUUGGGGUGGUACAUUCCUUUAGGACCAAUUAAAACAUAAUUGAGGGUCAGUGAUACAUUUGGCUGACUCUGGUUCAGUAUUCUCUUAGGUGAUUAUAUUCUUUCAUGUACAGUUACAGGAAAUUAAAAUGUUAAAGUAACCUAAAAUGAAUUCAGACCAAUAAAAUCAAGGGAAAUACAAGUUGAUUGCAUUACUUCUGUACGUUGCUUGCUAUUAAAAAGGUUAAGAGGCCAGGUUACCCACCAGUCCAUGCACUGUUCUGACACUUUCCCUAGGAGGAAAACAAGUACAAAGGUUACAGUGGAGGCAUGAGUAGAGGAGAUUGUUAAGAAGGGUAUUCAUGUGUCUUUGCUCUUUCUGCUUUAUGCCUCAGUUUGGUUUAAAAACUUCUGUACUGGCAAAUGGUGGUAUUCAAUGUGGGAUAGUGUCAUAACUAAUUUGACAAUUUAUUAAUCACAAAAUAACAAUAAAUCUCUAGCUUUUACACUUGA